Molecule: messenger RNA, 255 nt
Organism: Nezara viridula (southern green stink bug)
Lineage: Eukaryota; Metazoa; Arthropoda; Insecta; Hemiptera; Pentatomidae
Source: the annotation of a GenBank genome assembly
AUGAAAUCUUCCGUUCCAACUCGGGGGUCUUGGAACGGAUUCAAAACUUAUUUCUUUGGAGGAAUAUCGCAGUGUUGUCCUCUCUUCCCCGCCACAAUGGGAUUAAAUAUCCCCAAGGAGGGAGUGGAACCCCAUUCCAGCCGGCGGUUACCAUGGGCACCCGUAUGUCGGGGGGAAGUCUACUCAAUCCAAAGCCGUUUCACCAUCUACCGUUCGAUCGAUAGCUUUAUGGCAUGUAAUAUCCUCCGGCCGUAA